AUGUCGACUUUAUCUGAUGCCGAAAUUUGUUUUCUAAAUGUUUCAACUGGAAUGACUGACACUGAAAAACGAACAACUGUUGGAAUUUGUAUUUUAUUUUUCUCACUCCUCUCAUUUUUAUUGAAUAUUAUUGUGAUUUUCGCAAUUUUCAAAAGUUGGAAAUUAUUCAAAGGUCAACCUUUCACACAAUUUGUUAUUUCUAUGAUUGUCGCUGGUACUAUUUAUUCAUCAGUUAAUUUUUUUGUAUCAAUACCAUGUACACUUACUUAUUGCUCAUAUUUAGAGUAAGUUUAUUUAAAUUUAACUUCCUCUUUUAUUCUGGUAAUUUUAUUUUUUUAGAAGUGACCCACUUAUGAUUAUCUUUGCUACACCAAAUACUUUGAGCUUCUUAGCAUAUCUUCUAGCAAAUUUUGGAUUUUCAAUUUAUCGACUUUCUAUAGUUUUUGGAAGCUGUUUUAAAAAUGCAACAACAUUUAUUCAUUUAAUAACUUUAUAUUUGCCAUGGCUGGUUUCAUUUCUAGCAACAAUUGAUACAACUUAUCGAGGUUGCAUUAAAAGGUUCAAUCGAUUUUCAAUUGGAUACACAUAUAAUUGCUCUAAUUGUAAAGUUUGGUGUAAGUUGGAAAUCGAGCGUUCUCAAAAACCUUUUUUUUUCUAUUUUCAGUCGGUAUCAGUUUUAUUGAUGUGAAUUUUUAUGCUGGACAAAUAUUGCCAAUAAUAAUGUGUUUGAUGUAUUUCGCAAUGAUUGUGAAUGUGUAUUUCAAACGAAUGAGCACUGGAUAUAUGGCAAAAUCAGUUAAAUCAGAUUUGAGAAUGGCUUUACAGUACUUGAUUGUUUGCUUGGCUCAAUAUCUUUCAAGUUUUUUGUUUUAUAUUGUUCCCAAAUAUGGAAAUGGAUCAUUAUUAGCAGUUAUUGCAAUGAAUACUAUAGGUAAGAUUAGAAAAUAACCCUAGAAUUCUGGAUUUUUGAGAAAUCUGUAAUGAUUUUGUCUAGUAAUAUGGUCCAGAACUUUUGAACGACGUUCAAACAAAAGUGCUUGAUCAUAAAUUAUUAAUAAAAAUUGUUCGAGCUGAACAAAAUCUCAAGUUGAAAGGUCAUUUUAUAUUACACUCGAACCCUCACAGAAAAUAUUAUUUAAAAAAUAAACGAGGAAGUAAACAAUCUGAAAGUGACACCUAAUUGAUUUAUUACAAUGGUGGUCCGAAGGGUUCAGAAUUUCAAUUUUUCGGAAAACAGUUCUUUUACAGGUGUUAUCGAUGUUGGUAUCAACCCUUUGAUUCUUCUUUUAUUUAAUGGAAAAAUGCGGGAAGCGACAAUAGUUUUAUUUUCUUUCAUUCCAUCAAUUGAAGCAAAGAGAAGUAAAAUGACGGUUACUGUAGUUCCAACAAGUUACAAACGGCCUGUGAUACAUCAUUAA
This is a messenger RNA of Caenorhabditis angaria, 1418 nucleotides long. Lineage: Eukaryota; Metazoa; Nematoda; Chromadorea; Rhabditida; Rhabditidae. The record is from the annotation of a GenBank genome assembly.